Messenger RNA from Quercus lobata, 785 nucleotides. Its product is annotated as auxin-responsive protein SAUR23-like. Gene Ontology annotation, biological process: response to auxin. The transcript has a single exon. NCBI's taxonomy places the organism in Eukaryota, Viridiplantae, Streptophyta, Magnoliopsida, Fagales, Fagaceae. The record is from RefSeq and is a predicted model, not a curated record. Bases 1 to 510 code for a protein of 169 amino acids.
AUGUCUCUCACCAAUUCCCACCCAAAUGCCUCUACACCACUCACUUCAAAUUUCAGAAAUUUUCACAUACACCAUGCACCUAUAUAUACACAUACAUAUCAUUCCACAGCCACAAGUCUUCACAUCCUCUGGUAUCAAAUCCUUACUUCUUCCUCCUCCUCAUUUGUGAUCUUUGCCAUUUUUCAGGCAAUAAUAGAGACAGAUAACAAUGCUAUUCGUUUGCUUGGUAUUAUACAUGCUAUGCACAUUCUCCGUCAAAUAAACUCAUUUUCAAAACAUGCAGCUUCCAAAUCUUUAGAUGUUCCAAAAGGCUACCUUGCAGUAUAUGUUAGAGAAAGUGAAAAGAAGCGAUUUGUGAUUCCUAUUUCGUUCUUGAACCAGCCGACAUUUCAACAAUUGCUAAACAAGGCUGAGGAAGAAUUUGGAUUUGAUCAUCCAAUGGGUGGUCUCACAAUUCCUUGCAGUGAAGAUAUCUUCAUUGAUCUCACUUCUUGCUUACAUGAAUUGUGAUAUGCCAGCAAAAAAAUGAAAAGAAUAGAAAAUUUUGUAAAUCCAAGUACAUUCUUUAAUUCUUUUAAGAAGAAGAGGAGAUGGAUAUUGUUUAUCAGCAAAAAAUGUCAGAAAUUGAAUUAUUGCAGUUCCUCCACAUUCUUCAGGAAAAAAUGUAUAAUUGAGAACACCUUUUAGUUGAAACCAAUCCUCAUUGAGUCUAUGAUAUUUCAAGUCCCUUUUCUUAAAUUUGAUUUGUCAUGGUUUUCUAUGGAUAAUAGUUUAUGCAGCUUUUA